This is a messenger RNA of Planococcus citri (citrus mealybug), 2597 nucleotides long. Its product is annotated as major facilitator superfamily domain-containing protein 6-A-like. Gene Ontology annotation, cellular component: membrane. The transcript is spliced from 9 exons. The record is from RefSeq and is a predicted model, not a curated record. Bases 650 to 2254 code for a protein of 534 amino acids. Lineage: Eukaryota; Metazoa; Arthropoda; Insecta; Hemiptera; Pseudococcidae.
AGUAAUUUUAUCUUUAGAAUUUCUGAAGUUCAUUCUUACAAAGAUUUCGAUUUCCAAAAUUUGUAUUUUACAAAAAGUACCAACUUCAAACAGCGUGAACUAACUGUUUCCAAAUAUUAAAAAUUUGUUUAUUUUAUAACGCCAAAAAAUCGAUUCCUUAAUAACCUAAUAAGAAAUUUUCAAUAUUUUUGACCUUUAUUCACGAAUCAUUUUAAUUUUAAAAUCAAAUACAUCGAUCGCCUUGAUUUUUUUUUUGAAAAAACUCUCUAAAAUGAAAAUGAAGGAAUUUCACAUUCUCGAGAGCGAAGUACUUUUUCAAAAUGAAUCGUUUCGCGAUAAAAAAAAAUCCAACGGCAAAAAAUUAGAUAAAUUUCAAUUGAAUAUGCACGAUAAGUAAUCUAAGGAAACAGGCCACUACAUGAAGUAUGUAAUUCUAGAACGUUUGUUGUGAUGAAUUUUAAAAAGUGAUAAAAGUAAAGAUUACUUCAGUCUGAACCAACUUCAACUUGUUAUCAGCCGAAUUCUUACUCAGAAAGUACUCGAUGUGAGCUCGAUCGUAAUUUGAUUUUAAAAUGUUCGUUACCUACAAUUAUUUUACAUUAGCAUAAUAUUUUUUUUCAAUUUGUGGCUAUUUAAUUAUUGUUCUACAAUGAUUAGCUUUACGUUCAAUAAGAAUCUUUUACAGUUAAAAGUGAUGUAUUUUUUUGGCUACGCCGGAAUGAGCCCUCUAACAACUUUUGGACCAACUGUAGCCAAACAACUUCGUUUUUCUGCCAGCGCCGUCGGAUUUGCGUACUUCACAUCGAUAGUAUUAUCCAUAUUUGGAAGAUUAAUUUUCGGUUAUUUGGCUGAUAAGCUCCGAAUACACAAAGCUUUACUCAUUCUGUCUACCUUACUAUGUUCGUUGGCUAUUCUGUCUAUAGCACUGUUUCCACAACAAACCACAGAUGGUCAAGACGUUUUUGAGAAAGCUUACGUUAUCCAUGAAAAUAAUACCUCGUUUGAAAUAUGCUUCGUAAACGAUCGAUGGUCUUCCUUGAAGGAAAAUCUGAAUGGAAAAGUUUGCAGGAUGAACUUCCAAAAUAUCAAUUUAACGAUAUCGUUCGCUACAAACCAAAGUUCCAAUGCUAGUGUGUCGUUUGAUUCAGUUCGCGAAAAAUCGGAAAAUGGAACGUUCUCCUGUUUGGAUGCUUUUAAAACUGGCAUCUUUCUGGUACUCGAUGCCAAUGGAAUGGAAGAAGGAAAAUAUUGCGACCUUAGCAGGUGUUCGUAUCCAAACGAUGCUGACGAUGAAAAACAGAAAUCUUUGGAAAAGGAUAUGUUGUUACCAUUGUUUUGGCUUUAUUUGGGUGUUUAUGCCAUGUAUUUUGUGAUGAGCUUCAUUAUGGGUGUUUUCAUGGAUACUAUUUGUUUUCACACGCUAGAUAAUGAAGAAGGAAGCUUCGGAAAUCAACGAAUGUUUGCAUCAUUAGGCUGGGGAAUGGCGGCUUUAUUUUCUGGAGUUCUAACUGAUUACGUCAGCGAAAACUUAGAAUUCAAAAAUUACCUGCCAACGUUCAUGGUGUCAUUUUUAUUUUUAAUUACCAGUAUAAUAGUGACGAUUUUUUUCAAAAUGCCAAAAAUUAGCCAAGCUGCAAAAACAGACUGGGAUGUGGUGUAUGGAUUGCUAUGGCAUAAAAAGUCGUUCGUAUUUGCAUGUUGGUGUUUCGUGAUUGGCGUAUGCUCCGCGAUCGUCUGGCAAUAUUCAUUUUGGGUCGUAGAAGAAAUAGCAACCAAACACGAGCAAACUUGGGUGAAAAGUUUACAAGGUGCCAUGGUCGUUAUGAAUACAUUUUUGGGAGACGUACCAACCUAUUACUUUUUCGAUCGCAUUUUAUCAAAAGUGGGAUACAUCAAUUGCAUGACGUUGACUCUACUGUUGCAAGCAAUUCGUCUUUUCGCCUAUUCCAUUUUGAGUCAUCCAAUUUGGGCAUUAUUUAUCGCAGUAUUAGAUGGUAUAAGUUUCGGAAUGGGAUACGCAACGAUUACAUCUUUCGCGAAUUUGAUAUCCACUCCUGAAACUAAAACAAUCGUGCAAGCGACGUUUAAUUCGAUAUUUGAUGGAUUAGGAACUUCGCUUGGAGCUUUGUGUUUUGGUUUCGUAUACGAUCGAUAUGGUCAUUCGGAGACUUUUCGUAUAGGUUCAUUUAUGGCCAUCGGAUGCACUUGUUUACAUAUCUUGAGUCGACUACGUUUCAACAAACCAAAAAUUUGAAAGAUACAUUUUUGUGAUCUUUGAAUUUACGUCUUAAUUGAAUCUCGAGUAUUACCUACUGAUUAAAACUGUGGCUUUCUUGCGUAAAAUCAGCAGAUAUGAGUGAAUGCAGACAGAAAUUAAUGAUUCAUGGAGUCAUUUGUCAGCAAAGAUUCGUCAUUGGAAAAAGUUGCUCAAAUGAAAUGACCAUCAUCGAGUUUUUUUUAAACCUUUAAAAGGAUGAAAAUGUUUUAAUUUGUCGUCGUUGCAGUUGGUGGAUAAUGUGUUUUAUAAAUAUAUUUUAUCAAUUUGAAUUUUAACCAAAAUGACUAUAAUUAUUGAAAUAAAUUGUUUUAAAUUUCAA